AUGGCUUCUCUUGACCCAACUUUAGUCCAAGCUGCAAUGAAAGAUCAAAAGUGGUCUGGUGCCAUGGACAAUAAGUUUACUACCCUUAUCUGCAACCAAAUAUGGACUCUUGUUCACUUAAAUGGUUGGAUUGAGCUGAGGAUGAGAAGUUUUUCAAGAGAAUUAUGUAUGUGUCGGAAUUUGCUGUGCAUUGGGAUUUUGGAACUGUUACUACUCUCCUUUCCAUUGAGGCUCCUUUUGAGUUUAUCCUACAGUGCCUUCUCUAAUCUGAAAUCUCUGUCAACUAGCAGCUUCUUCGAUUCAGUUAGGCGCCGCUCCUCUAUUUUACAAUGGAAUCUUGAUGUUGCUACUCAGCUUGUUGUUGCAUCAGAUGAGGAUGGUUCACCAGCUUUAAGGCUUUGGGAUAUGCGAAAUAUAAUGUCACCAGUUAGAGAGUUUGUUGGGCACACCAAAGAUGGGAAGGUUGUUGCAGUAAAAGGGCUUUUCUUCAAUACAAGACAAUGGGUGGAUCAUUUCUUCAAUGAAGUGAAUUUGAUAAGCGGAAUUCCACACAAAAAUCUGGUGGAGCUGCUGGGAUGCAACAUUAUAGGCCCUGAGAGUCUUCUUCUGUGGGAGUCGAGGUAUAAGAUCAUAUUGGGUGUGGCUGAGGGUCUUGCUUAUCUUCAUGAAGAAUCGAAUUUGAGAAUCAUUCAUCGAGAUAUAAAACUAAACAACAUUAUGCUUGAUGAAGAUUUGACAAGAUAA
Molecule: messenger RNA, 744 nt
Organism: Cannabis sativa
Lineage: Eukaryota; Viridiplantae; Streptophyta; Magnoliopsida; Rosales; Cannabaceae
Product: G-type lectin S-receptor-like serine/threonine-protein kinase At1g61480
Exons: 6
Coding region: 1-744 (247 amino acids)
Biological process (GO): protein phosphorylation
Molecular function (GO): ATP binding; protein kinase activity; protein binding
Source: RefSeq, a predicted model, not a curated record